AUGAGAUCAGGACCGGCCCCUACCACGGGCUCUUCCACCCGGAGCAGCUCAUCAGCGGCAAGGAAGACGCCGCCAACAACUAUGCCCGCGGCCACUACACCAUCGGCAAGGAGAUCAUCGACACCGUGCUCAGCAGGAUCCGCAAGAUGGCUGACCAGUGCAGCGGCCUCCAAGGCUUCCUGGUCUUCCACAGCUUCGGGGGAGGCACCGGCUCCGGCUUCACCUCCCUGCUCAUGGAGCGGCUCUCCGUGGAGUACAGCAAGAAAUCCAAGCUGGAGUUCUCGGUGUACCCGGCCCCGCAGGUGUCCACGGCCGUGGUGGAGCCCUACAACUCCAUCCUCACCACGCACACCACGCUGGAGCACUCGGACUGCUCCUUCAUGGUGGACAACGAGGCCAUCUACGACAUC
Molecule: messenger RNA, 410 nt
Organism: Manacus vitellinus (golden-collared manakin)
Lineage: Eukaryota; Metazoa; Chordata; Aves; Passeriformes; Pipridae
Product: tubulin alpha-1C chain-like
Exons: 2
Biological process (GO): microtubule cytoskeleton organization; mitotic cell cycle
Cellular component (GO): microtubule; cytoplasm
Molecular function (GO): GTP binding; structural constituent of cytoskeleton
Source: RefSeq, a predicted model, not a curated record